Papilio polytes (common Mormon) is the source of this 516-nucleotide messenger RNA. It is a transcript of the gene Marf1, whose product is annotated as meiosis arrest female protein 1. Lineage: Eukaryota; Metazoa; Arthropoda; Insecta; Lepidoptera; Papilionidae. The transcript is spliced from 4 exons. The record is from RefSeq and is a predicted model, not a curated record. The annotation marks the transcript as partial.
CCCGUGUUCAUAGAGCUGCCGGUGCUGGCGAGGAACAUUCACAUUCUGUUGGAGAGCCACGGUGGCAUACUGCCCUUAUUGAGUUUGGUAGAGUGCUACGAGGCGAUGUUCCCGGCGCUGGUGUGCGAGCCGCGUGCGGGCGUGGCGCUGGAGCUGUUGCUGUUGAGCGUGCCUGGCGUCGAACUGAAGGAGACGCCGUCGCGCCACCUGGCCUGGGCCGCGCCCACCGCGCGCGCCGACACGCCGCCCUCCCUCUGCAACAGAAGCGAUACGUCUCGUGGCAGUGUGGGCAGUGUGGGCAGUGUGGGCGCGCGCACGGCGCCCGCGCUCGAGCCCACGCUCUCGCUGUUCGAGCGCGACCUCGUAGACCUGCUGCGCACCGCGCCGCGCUGCACCAUACCCUUCAGCAAAUUGAUCCCGUCUUACCAUCAUCACUUCGGACGGCAAUGUCGCGUUGCAGACUACGGCUUCACAAAGCUUCCCGAACUGCUCGCCUCCCUCAGCAACACCAUUGUG